This is a messenger RNA of Neoarius graeffei (lesser salmon catfish), 4730 nucleotides long. RefSeq names its product histone-lysine N-methyltransferase PRDM9-like. The coding region runs from base 208 to 3561 and encodes 1117 amino acids. Gene Ontology annotation, molecular function: histone methyltransferase activity; protein binding. The transcript has 19 exons. NCBI's taxonomy places the organism in Eukaryota, Metazoa, Chordata, Actinopteri, Siluriformes, Ariidae. The record is from RefSeq and is a predicted model, not a curated record.
UCUCCAACCACCAGUAAACAUUGGAGAAGAACAAGACGCUGCUCGUCUGAGCCGCUUUAGUCCCUCGAGUUAUAAAAAUAAAAAGCGUUAUUGUGUCUGGCUCUGAGGAUUUAAAACCCUGAGGUUUUCUUUGAUUGAAGGUUUUGAUCAUCAUCUUCGAGAUUCAUCGCCCUCAACUCCUCACCCUCAGGACUCCUGGAGCACAGGAUGCCGAGGAAGGGAAAGAGGUCCGAGGCAGCGAGGCGCCGAUGGAGGAAGCGCAACCUGGAGGAGCCAACUCCAGUCACUUCCCCCCCGAAGACGGUCCAGAUGGUGUCCACCCCACUGGACGCAGGGUCCAGGACCAGGGAGACCCACCCCCCCUGCUCUCGAGCUCCAGUCAGCAACGUGGUUGGAUCUUCACCCCCAGCCCAGCCUUUCGGGAGCCUGGGUGAUGUGUGUCCCGAAGUUCGUGCACGCCGCGGUACCGGGUUCCGCCAUCGGGUGUGGAGGUGGCCAAUUUCGAAGCUCACUGGACGGAGCCACAAGUUGGUUAUCCCACCGGAGUCUCCUGACAAGAAGUUCAUUCUGAUUGUCGGGGACUCCCACCUCCGGUCCAUCGCAGAUGGUUUCACCGUGAUGCCAGAAGGAAAGUUUUCUUUUGGUGUCCUGUCGACCUAUGGGGCCCACGCCGCUCAGCUGCGGACUGAGGUCCUACAUGCUAAUGUUCCUCGGUCCCCUGACGCUGUUUGUGUUCUUGCCCCUAGCAACAACCUGACCGCGAGCAGGACCAUCGACGAGGCAGCCGUCGAUUACGCAAGUUUCCUCACUGCUGUGAGGAGCCGCUGGCCAGAGGUCUUUGUGCUGGAUUUCCCCCCCCGUCUGCAGGAGGAUGAGACAUACCAGGUUCUCCUUCGUCAAGAGUACCACCGCGUGACAGCUCGUAUGGGUGUGAGGUACUUCUCUGUGGCGGAGCACUUCCCCCUUACGCGCUUGGAUCUGUGGAGCAGAGACGGCAUUCACCUGAGCGAUCGUGAGGGGAUGGGCAUCCUUACCCAGCUGCUGUGGACCGCCACGGAGCAGUUCCUGGAGACACCACCACCUCCCCCGGUUUCUCCUAAGCUGGUUGUGAAGAGAGAGGUACGUGCUCCUCUGUCUCCUGACCCCUUCCAGUGGAAGGUCGUUGGUCAGAGCAGCAAGUUGCAGGUUCCUGGUCAGGCCAGCUUGGCUCAGCAGCAGGAGGAGUCCUUCCUCCCACUGAACCCAGUGUGGUUUAGUAGCAUGAUCCUUCGUGCUAUGGAGGAGGUGUCUCCUUCUCAGCUGUCUGGUGUGGAGGACUGCAAGUCUCCUCCAGCACGCAAGAAGGUGGCCUCCCCAGCGGCAGCCAGGCGUCGUAGGACCGCGGAGAGAUGCCCCCCCCACCGCCAGUCUCCUGUGAACAACCUGGUUGGAGCCCCUCCAGCCAGGCUGUCACAGAGACUGCAAGACGACGCCCCCUCCAGCCCGGUUCCACGGUCCAGGACCACGGAUGGACCAGCCCCCCGCACCCAAACUUCAGUGACCAACCUGUGUGAGGACAUGAAAACAGAGACAUCCAUGGAUGGAGAGACUUCAGAAGCCUGUGUGAAGAAAGAGGAGACGCUGGAGCUGAAUAUCUACAGCUAUGGAGCCUAUCUCGACAACCCACCUGAAGGUCUCUCCAUUAAAGUGGAAGAUCCUGACGAUAAAGACUAUCUCUACUGUGAAGUUUGCAAAUCCUUCUUCCUCAACAAAUGCGAGGUUCAUGGACCACCCCUCUUCAUCCCCGAUACUCCUGUUCCCAUGGGAGUCCCUGACCGAGCCAGACAAACACUUCCUCCUGGGCUAGAAAUCCAGAAGUCCAGUAUUCCUGAUGCAGGCCUGGGAGUGUUUAAUAAGGGGGAGACUGUUCCAGUAGGUGCACACUUCGGCCCCUGCCAGGGAGAGCUGGUGAACAGAGAGGAAGCCAAGAACAGUGGAGACUCCUCGGUUGUAUACAGGAGCAUGCAGUGUGCAGAAUACAUCAAUGCCAAAAGAGAGAUGCAUGUGAAUUGGAUGAGGUAUGUGAAUUGUGCCCGUAAUGAAGAAGAACAAAAUCUUGUGGCAUUUGAGUAUCAAGGGGGAAUUCUGUAUCGUUGCUGUCGAUCCAUUAACCCAGGACAGGAGCUCUUGGUGUGGUAUGAAGAGGAAUACACCAGAGAACUCAGUCCUGCACCUACAGGAACAACCAGACAGCAAGAAGUAAAGAACGCUCUGCUGCAAGUCUUUUCAUGCUCCACAUGCCCUCGUUCCGAUGCAUCUCCAAUUUACCUCGACAAGCAUAUCCAGAGAUGCCACUAUGAAGAGUACGUGAGACUGCGAGAAUCAGGAGAGAUUAAAUAUAAGCUUCAGAUCCCCUCCAAAUGCUCCAGGCGUCAACCAACAUCAACUGAUGAUAUCCAUUCUGAUACUUCCCAUAAUGAUAUACAGAAGGAAAUUCACCACUGCUCAGAUUGUGGAAAGAGUUUUAGUUAUCAGAAUGCACUCAAGACACACCAGUGCAUUCACACAGGAGGAGAUCCACAUCACUGCUCACAGCGUGGUAGGAAUUUUACUUACCAGAGUGCUCUCAAAACACAACAGCGCGUUCACACAGGAGAGAAGCCGUAUCACUGCUCACAGUGUGGGAAGAGUUUUACUCGUCGGAGUCAUCUCCAACAACACCAGCACAUUCACACAGGAGAGAAGCCGUUUCACUCCUCACAGUGUGGGAAGAGUUUUACUGAACAGUGUACUCUCCGACAACACCAGCGCAUUCACACAGGAGAGAAGCCGUAUCACUGCUCACAGUGUGGGAAAAGUUUUACUUGUCAGAGUGCUCUCCAACGACACCAGCACAUUCACACAGGAGAGAAGCGGCAUCACUGCUCACAGUGUGGGAAAAGUUUUACUUUUCAGAGUGCUCUCCAACGACACCAGCACAUUCACACAGGAGAGAAGCCGUUUCACUGCUCACAGUGUGGGAAGAGUUUUACUCAGCAGAGUAAUCUCCAACAACACCAGCACAUUCACACAGGAGUGAAGCCGUAUCACUGCUCACAGUGUGGGAAGAGUUUUACUCAUCAGAGUGCUCUCCAAACACACCAGCGCAUUCACACAGGAGAGAAGCCGUAUCACUGCUCACAGUGUGGGAAGAGUUUUACUCAACAGAGUGAUCUCCGACAACACCAGCGCAUUCACACAGGAGAGAAGCCGUAUCACUGCUCACAGUGUGGGAAGAGUUUUACUCGUCAGAGUACUCUCCAACAACACCAGCGCAUUCACACAGGAGAGAAGCCGUAUCACUGCUCACAGUGUGGGAAGAGUUUUACUCAGCAGAAUAAUCUCCAAACACACCAGCGCAUUCACACAGGAGAGAAGCCGUAUCACUGCUCACAGUGUGGGAAGAGUUUUACUCAACAGUGUGAUCUCCAACGACACCAGCGCAUUCACACAGGAGAGAAGCCGUAUUACUGCUCACAGUGUGGGAAGAGUUUUACUCGUCAGAGUACUCUCCAACAACACCAGCGCAUUCACACAGGAUAGAAGCCGUAUCACUGCUCACAGUGUGGGAAGAGUUUUACUCAUCUGCGGACUCUCCAACGACACCAACGCAUUCACACAGGAGAGAAGCCAUAUCACUGCUCACAGUGUGGGAAGAGUUUUACUCGUCAGAGUCAUCUCCAACAACACCAGCACAUUCACACAGGAUAGAAGCCGUUUCACUGCUCACAGUGUGGGAAGAUGUUUGCUUGUUUAGUUACAUUUAAGACCUUCAAGUGCACUAACUCAGAGACACUGCAUGAUUUAAAGUUGUCAAAUUAAAUAUGGUUAUUACAGUUUUGACUGAAAAUGACCUGUACUUUGAACUUUAUUGUUCAUGUUAUACUGGUCAACAAUUUUUCAGAAGUUGUCUGCUUCAGAGAUGAAGUUGGCUAUUAUGAAAUUUGGUGUGUUGAAUUAGAAGUGACAGUUAAUCAGCUGAUUGGCUAUGGCUUCCAAGAUAUUUAAGAUUUUAAAUUUUAUACUUAUGUACAUUGUGUAGAUCGUAAUGUUUUAAAUAUAAAUUGUAAAACUAGGUCUCGUGUUUAUGGUCGGUUUACAUGAUAUUUCACCUGUUCUCUUCAUGUAACACUAGAAAAUCAGCCAAAAGUUUAUAUAAAUAAAAUGUAUUAUGAACAAAAUUGCAAAAACCAAUUAUGUAUAAGUACUGAAUAGGUUUAGUCCUUAUUCUGUGUGUAUGCAGUGGGUUUAUUUAUUUAUUGGCAGCUUGUCUCUUGUGUUCAUGAAACGGAGCAUCUCUUGUCAAGCAAAGACUUGAUCUCAAGUGCAUAGCACUGUAUGAAUUUUUUUUUUGAGCUGAUAUAAGACCAGUUUGUUCAGCAGAGUGAUGUCAGUUGACUUAUGAAUGCAUCAUCAGUGACUUCUAGGAAUAACCUAAUGUCAUGUAUGAUGCAAUACCGGCUUCAGAUUGCAUCAUUCAUUGUUUUCCCAAAAAAGUAAGUACUAUCCAAACCCACUCAUUGAUUUAUUCAUAGAGCCAAUCUUGAAAACGAGCCAAUGAACAAUUUUAAGUUUCAUUUUCGUUCUCAGCAAUCCAGAAAUAGUAAAGUUUGACUAUAUUUCAGAAGCAUUUUGGCUGUAGACCAGUGUUCUAUGACUGUUUUAAAAUAUGUAACCUUAUAGUUAUGUUUAAAAUGAGACUGUUAAUGUUU